Messenger RNA from Volvox carteri f. nagariensis, 1131 nucleotides. RefSeq lists its product as uncharacterized. The record is from RefSeq and is a predicted model, not a curated record. Gene Ontology annotation, molecular function: nucleosome binding; histone binding. Bases 1 to 1131 code for a protein of 376 amino acids. The transcript is spliced from 8 exons. Lineage: Eukaryota; Viridiplantae; Chlorophyta; Chlorophyceae; Chlamydomonadales; Volvocaceae. Gene Ontology annotation, cellular component: FACT complex.
AUGAGCUUUUCAAGGGAGACAUUUUGCCUUGCCAACGCGAAAGGUAACAUCGUGGUCCCCACGAAGCUGCUGACACACGUGGCGAUAUUGGACCAGAUCCCUCAGGAUGCAAAGAAGCGCUGUCUGCUGUUCCUGGUGCUGGAUAAGAGCGGCUCCGCGGUUAUGAACGGCAAACAGCGACUGGAGGUGAUCAUCGUCCAGACUUUGGAGAGCGACUCCUUGACCGCCACCGCCAGUUCGGGGGAGGUUCUGGAGGGCCCGGUGGCGGCGGUGGUGUGCCAGGCAGUCGGCAUGUGUAUCCCCAAUUUCGCCAACUUCCUGGCGCCCGAACCCGAGGUGUACAAGAGCGCCCGGGGUCACGUGGCGGUCCCCGCGGUGGUUAAAGUCAACUCGGGCCUGUUAUUUCCCCUCCCUGGUGCCGUACUAUUCGCUGAGCGCCCCGCCAUCUUCAUACCCCACUCCGACAUCCUCGGGGUGGAGUACCGCCGACCGCAGUCCGCAACGUUCGACCUUGUCGUACAUACCAAGUCGGGUACGGCGGGGGGAGCAGGGGAGGCCUCCGCCUCCGGGCCCGCUGGCGCCGCGGCAUCUGGUGGUGGUGGUGUAGCGGUCCCUGCCUCUGCCCCGCAGCAGCAGCAGCAGCAGGUGGAGUUCAGUCAGAUCGACCGGGGGGAGCUGGGUCGCCUGCAGAGCUACUUCGCCACCAGCAAAAUCAGGGUGAGGGGUGGGAAACGUCCCUCCAAACGACCUAGAAGUGAGCUGUCGGGAGCAGUCGCGGGUUCGAGUCUUCCGGGCGGCAGUAGUGGCGCCGGACCCAGCGGCAGUCGGCAAGUGGAAAUGGAAGAUAUGGAGGGGACCGAGGAUGGGGACGACGAUGAGGAUGAAGAUGACGAGGGUGAAGAUUCGUACGACGACGAGGAGGACGAGGAUGAGCUGGCGGACCUGACGGACGAGGAGGAUCUGCGAGCGGACGAUGUACGGCAGCGCGUAGGACGUAGUGGCGGCGCUGUGGCGGCGGCGGCGGCUGGGAAGGGAGCUCCCUCCAGGUCUUUGAAGAGUCGCAUGGAGGCGGAGGAGGAGGAGGAGGAGGAGGAAGAAGAAGAGGACUAUGAGGACGACGACGCCGAAUGA